AUGGACUCAUAUGUCGAAUCGGUUUUUGAAGGGACAGCUCAUGUCAAAGGCAAGGCUUGUGGCACACUUAUUGCGAGUGGAUUAGAGCUAAGCUUCUGGGGCGGAGUCAACCCUCAGACCGGAGAGGUUAUUGACCGCCAUCAUGAUUUGAGCGGUCACCAUCUCCAGGAUACUGUCCUUGCCAUUCCGAGUGGCCGGGGUUCAUGCUCUGGAAGUGGAGUUAUCCUGGAACUACUCCUCAACAACAAAGGACCAAGGGCAAUUUUGUUCGAAAGACAAGAUGACAUUCUCACUCUCGGAGUGAUGGUUGCGGAGGAAAUCUUCGGGAAAACCAUACCAGUGGUCACAAUGAAGCCGAACGAUUUCCGGGCGAUUUUGGGGAUGAAAGGGAAGACCAUCUACAUUGACUCUGACCGCGUUUCUGAUGAAGCCCUUCAUGACACACACGGAGAUCUCGCACAAGAGCCAACCAGAAACUACUUCACUGGUGGUCUGCAGCUGUCAGACUUCGAUAAAGACUUGCUUCAAGGACUGCACGGGGAGGCCUCUCGUACUGCAAUUCAGAUCGUUUUGCGAAUGGCAAGCCUAUUAGGAGCCACUGAAUUAAUGAAUGUGACCCAGGUCCAUGUGGAUGGCUGUCUUUAUACGGGUCCUGGGUCUCUUCUGUUUGCAGAGAAGCUCCGGGACUUGGGGGGAAGGGUCCGAGUUCCAACAACGCUGAAUUCCAUCUCUAUCGACCAGAGUCGUUGGCGCGAUCAAGGCGUGGACAAUUCAUUCGGUGAAGCGGCCACAAAAUUAGCGAAAGCCUACACUGACAUGGGCUCUACGCCAACCUUUACCUGUGCGCCGUACCAGCUUAAAACAGCACCCAGACAAGGAGAGCAAGUGGCUUGGGCAGAAUCAAAUGCGGUUGUCUACGCUAAUAGCGUACUUGGAGCUAGAACCAUGAAAUAUCCAGAUUUCCUGGAUAUAUGCGUCGCUCUCACUGGGCGCGCUCCUAGGGGAGGACCGCAUGUUGACAUAAACAGACUGGCGUCACUUAUUGUGAGAGUUGAUGUUCAAGACGUGGAUGCUAUUGACGAUUCCUUUUUCCCCAUACUGGGCUACAAGAUUGGUAGCCUUGCUGCGAAUCGGAUCCCCGUUAUUGUUGGACUACAAGCACUGGCACCGUCGAAAGACGAUUUGAAAGCCUUUGGCGCUGCGUUUGCAACAGUUUGCAGUGCGCCCAUGUUCCAUAUUCUGGGCGUCACCCCCGAGGCAACUUCACUCAGUGCUGUCGUGGACAAAGUGCAUCAGAUACCAUCUGUCGAUAUCGAAAUGAGACAUCUGGUUGAGCACUGGCAAAGGCUCAAUAGUGCAUCUGAGCAACAGGCCGUCGAUCUGGUCUCCCUCGGCAACCCACACUUUUCAUUCAAAGAAAUGGAAAAACUGGCUCACCUCUGCCAGGGCCGAGCCAAGGCACAAGAGGUUUCAGUCAUAGUGACAUGUGGGCGGUCUUCUUAUGGGUUAGCCUCCCAAGCAGGAUUGGUAGAACUACUGGAGAAUUUUGGCGUCCAAUUUAUUACCGAUACUUGCUGGUGCAUGAUCACGGAGCCAACUAUUCGGACAACUACGAAUGCUAUCAUGACAAAUUCUGGGAAGUAUGCUCAUUACGGGCCUGGUCUGACGGGACGGAAGUUCUUUUUGGGGAGCCUCAUGCAAUGCGUCGAGGCGGCAUGUCGAGGUAGCUAUAUCAAGAAGAUGCCUAAGUGGUUGAUGAUUUGA
Molecule: messenger RNA, 1764 nt
Organism: Penicillium egyptiacum
Lineage: Eukaryota; Fungi; Ascomycota; Eurotiomycetes; Eurotiales; Aspergillaceae
Source: the annotation of a GenBank genome assembly